Messenger RNA from Ipomoea triloba (trilobed morning glory), 1145 nucleotides. RefSeq lists its product as uncharacterized. Bases 280 to 930 code for a protein of 216 amino acids. The record is from RefSeq and is a predicted model, not a curated record. The transcript has 4 exons. NCBI's taxonomy places the organism in Eukaryota, Viridiplantae, Streptophyta, Magnoliopsida, Solanales, Convolvulaceae.
CAACAACAAAAGUGGAUGUAAUGUUGUUUUUAAAGUCACUGUACUAAAAUGAAAGGCCUCAUCAGUUCAAAUAUCUUAUCUUCAUAAUGGUCACGUGAUUUUGGGGUGGUUAGCUUAGCUUGACUUGGCUUUGUUUGUUGUUUUUGGAUUAAUUGUGGUAGCGGAAUUUGAUAAUUAAAGAUGAGUACCUCACGUUAAAGGCAGCAUCUUUUCCUUUUUAUCUGUAAAGUUAAAGAUUCAUUUGUUUUCUUCUCAGUGGUGAUUGAGGUGCGCCGGAAGAUGAUGACGGUUUUGGUUUUUGGGUUAGGAUUUGUUAUGUUGAUUUUUGUUCAGGCGAGUUAUGGUCAGGCUCCGAUUCCGACAAGGCAGGAUGGGUUUUGGUACGAGGAAAGAGUCGCCAGGGUUGAUUCUGUAAUGAUUGAAGCAUUCUUUGACCCUGUCUGUCCCGACAGUAGAGACUCGUGGCCGCCGCUCAAGCAAGCUCUAUCUCACUACGGCUCCCGUGUCUCCCUUGUCGUUCAUCCCUUUCCUUUGCCUUACCAUGACAAUGCAUUCGUUUGUUCCCGAGCGUUGCAUGUGGUCAACGGGUUGAAUUCUUCGGCCACUUUUCAGUUGCUGGAAUCUUUCUUCCACUACCAGGAGGGAUUCUACGGGCAAGCGACUUUCAACUUGUCAAGAGCGUCUGUUGUAGAUAAAGUAGCAAAAUUUGCAGCUAAAACAGUCGGGGGUUCCUCGUACACUAAACUCAAAUCUGGGUUAACCGACACCAAAACUGAUCACGCCACAAGAAUUUCCUUCAAGUAUGGUUGUGUGAAGGGGGUUUAUGGGACGCCUUUCUUCUUCGUGAAUGGUUUUCCAUUGCCUGAUGGUGGCUCUGCCUUAGACUACAAGAAAUGGAAAUCCAUCAUUGAUCCUUUGCUGUUCGCCUAGCUAUGGAAGAAGCUAUACAAACUACUUAAUUAGUUGAACUCGUUAUCGAUAGCUUACUGCGUUUAAGUUUUAUUACCUUAAAAAAAGUCGAAAAUUUAUAGUAUUUUGGAUCACUGUACUUAUUCCACUUCUUAAGAUCAAUGGUACAAUUGUAAGACUUAUGUGAUGAUUCAAAGUGUUUUAUUUAUGUGAAAUUUGGGCUAUGGAGACUAAAA